GCAGUAAUUCACCAAUAUGUCAAAUAUUUCUAUGCAUCUUGUAUGCUGUCUCAUUGUCCAUUGUUUAUGUGUUCAAGUUUACACAGAUAUCGAGUAUGCUUCAAAAAGUACUACCAAACUACCUGUUGCCUACAGAACCUUGUGAAGUUUCAUAUUAUCCAAACACUUAUGGUUCUUCUGCCGUAUGGUUCGUUGUGAAAUUUCAUACAAAUUCUUUGCGUAAGUCAAUGGAAUAUGCCAAGUGUACUGUGGAACAAACGAAAGUCAAUCUGGAGAAUGUCAUCAAAAAUGCUGAAAAACAUGGCCACUUACUGGAUUCUUUUGAAAGUGAGCACCUGAUAUAUAAACACAUUUUAUCUGAUGUACGUUCGUCAUGCAUUUCAUGGACAUAAUGAUUAGAUAACUUAAUGCUAAGAUAUUGUAGCAUUCAGUUUUCUCAACAUUUCAAGGAUAUUCAUUUAUUUCCAGUUUCAGAAGUAAUACUUGGUAAGCUGCAUGAUUUCUUUUCUCGCAUAAAAUUUUCACUUGUAAGAUGAAUGUGAAAGAAAAAGUAUGGAUGUAACCGUGAUAGAGUAGGAUUAAAGAAAAUGAAAUUUAGUGAUUUCGUUUGAUCUGAUUCUUCAGUGUACAAUUUUUACAGUGCAACGAAAACGAUAUCACAUUUUCAGUGUAUAACUGUUCUUAGUUAACUUUUAUCAACGAACAUAUGACUGUUUGUACUUAUAUAUUUAGGAAUCAUUUUAACUAAAGUCUUCCUUUAUUUCAGAAUGUGAAAGUGGUAAGCUUACAUGAUUUGUAAAGCCAUAAAUUUUUAAAAGCUUCCAGCGUUUGGUCAGGAUGAUGCCGGCAUCGAGCAUGUUUACUGUCACUGAACAUUUUUCUAUGCUCCCAUUAAUAUCACUUUGCUAACGACUGAAACUUCAUUUAUUCGAAGCUGUAGUAAGUAUUAACAUAUCCGAAUGAACUUGGCAUUCGGUACAACUGUACACUGAUUCAUUUUUUCCCAACUACUUGAAAACAUGAAAAGGAAAAGCCAAAAGGGUUUAACACACCCAUUAUUCAGAAGUUUUUCCCAUUUUUCCACUAUACACAAACCUGGUUUAAUUAUCUAAACAAGCAAAAUGUAUUACUGAUAUUGACAGCACUCAUGAACCAUUGGAACAAACAUAAUAAAUACAAGUAGUUCGAUCAGCUGUAACACGUUACAUAGUACUAUUACUUCGACGCCUUGAAGUAGAAUAAAUAACAGAUGGAUCUGCAUAACCGCGAUCAAUCUUAAAAAACACUACCAAACAUUCAUAUCCACUGAGUUCUGCUAUCUAAAAGACCUAAGAAAGUCAAACUAUCAUUUUACUAUACCAUGGUUUAAACAAGCUGUUGCAGAUCUUAUGUGUAUUUGGUGCCUCAAUCAGCCUAUCAGCCUAAUACUUGUUUCACCAUCUAUUUAAUUCAAUAAGGAAAGCGUUUCAGUUUAUACGAUAUCAUAUGUGUAACUCAUAACUGAGCCACCCAUCUACGAGGAAACUUGCAGUGUUACCAUUUGGUUAUUCUGUCGUAUUGGAAAGUGUAAGCAUAACCUCCACAAACCUUUCUCACACGUUCUUCUGUAUGUGUUUAAUUAACACCUGUUGGUCCUCUGCGCUGUCACAUUAAGAGAGUCAUAUCCUAUAUCUGCAGAGUCAAUAUAGUUCUAUUCCGGUGCUUCAGGCUCAUGCUGUGCAUUUGGGAGCGAUCAGACUAUAGUCGGAUACUAUGAGAAUGUCAAGAAACUCAGAGUCAGAAAACAGUCUUCAGCGUUGGGGCUACGUCGAAGCAUACAAUCUUGACCGAAUAUUUUCAUUCUAAGUGACCAGCUGUUGACAGCUGUCACAAUGUAACGGCUGUAUGAAGAAAGGAAUUCUCUCCUUGAGACACAGCUCUUUAACUCUCGUUUCACUAAGUGACUAUCACAAGAUAUUCUGAGUGAUGGAGUCGAAUGUCUGUUUCAGCAUCAGCCCAUGACAUGACCUAACCUAAUGCAUGCCAAAUCAUGGCAAUGCAUUCAAGGUGUAUGAAUAUGUUAAUAAUACGACCUACAUUAAAAGUUGUGAUUGCUGUUGAACCACAGGACUUCUGAAGGCUUUUUUCCUUCAGAAACACCUGCGUCCAGUUCUACAGUCUCACAGUCAGUUAUUGUUAAGUGAACUUUUUCUCUGAAAGUGAAUUGUAACUGCUCAGAAGCUGAAGGUAAACACGUUAUACGGAAACAAUGUCAAGCGUGAACCAGAAGAGUGAAGGAAGCUUCGAAGCUGUUUGAAUAAUAUACGGUCUUUCAAGUAAAAGAAAUAAAUGUAGUAUUUCCGUAUUCUUUUCCAGCAACAUCAACAAAAAGUAAGUCUUUUGUGAUUGCAACUAAGGUCUUCAAGUUGUGCACAGCACCUCAUUGUUCGAAAGUCAUAAGGUUAUCAUCCACCUAAUCUAGUUUCUGAGAAGCAUGAACCAUUCGGUCACACGGCACACCUAGAACUCUAUCAUGUGACAUUUAAGAUGAAUCUUAAUUGAAUGAUGCUGCGGUUUACUGGUUUGCAUUGGUUUAGAGCUAAUAGUAGUGUGAAUGGGCUAGAAAAUGAUUUUCAGGUCUCAUUGCACUGUGUGCUGCAGUAAUGUCGAUUUUUAGUGGAAAGUAUUUUUUGAUGCUGCAAAAGCUUGAUACUGAACGCUACAUCUGAAACUGAUGUUAGGAAUCUGAUAUUUUAGCAGACAAGUGGCAUUUCCGAAGCUCUUUCAGUCAAUGUACAUACCUGUAGUUUUAGCCCAUCAACUGCUAGGUUUCUGACAACCACACUCUUAGUCAAUUCCAUCUUUCCCACUCUGCGUAUAUUUUAUGGCUUUGGAUUGUGACGUUGUACUCAUUAUUCUGCAUCAGAAAUGCAACAAUGAACAAAACGUUUUUGACCUAGAAGUGAUGAAAUUUUGUUAGUUUCAUUGAGUUUUUCAUUUGCCUAUGUAUUCACUUGAGUGCUCGAUUUUUAGGCGUAAGAAUAAAUAAACUACGGAGAAACCUACGUUUGCAAAUUAUAAAUACUUGGAUUAACUAUUACUAUACUGUCACUGUUUGAUGGGAAAAUAAUCAGGAAUGUACCAGUCUGAAUAAAUAUGCAAGUAAAAUUCUGAAUGUAUAGUGAUGGUAAAAUAUCAUGGUGAUUUUCACUCAAUUACAACUUUGAAGUCCGCUGUCGCAAUCAUUAUUGGCGAUGGACCACUAGUAUGAAAAAACUCCACAACUGCUCUAUAUGACUUGUGUUUUGUGGUGUACCUAUCGUUAGUAUAAAACUAGUCUGCUAUUAUCUCUGUUCUGCAAUCUGUUCUCCCCUGAAAUAUGGGACUCAAAGAGUAGAAGUAACAGUUGUUGUAUGCGUAAAAUGAAAUUCGUUGACUUUAUGAAAAAAUUUUUUUGCGAAAGAAUUGUCAUUAAAAGUGGUGGCUGAAGUGAACACACGAGUAGCUCAUAUGAGGACGCCUAGACUAAAUGUUUCAAAUAUCGUUGUGCGCUGGUCGUUUAUUCGUGUUUCGAAGCGUCUGUUACCUGAAGGUGUCUGUGUUGGAGUAUGAAAUGUGAUGUGUUCAUUCCAGAUUGGUUCAGAUAUCUACACUUAGCAGUUCUGGUGUAGGAUAUUUGCAACGUUUUUAAAUCCGACUGAAAAUUUUUUUCUACACAUUGGUUUACAGUAUGCGGACAACUUAUUCGUAAGUCAGCUUGCCUACCUUACAUAAGUUCUCAUCACUUCUUACCAAUGACAGACGACACUGUUAUUCUAACACUGACUUCAUAAAGAAGGUAGCAUGAAUCGGGGCUCAGACUACCUAUGCUUUAACGUACACUGUAGGAAAUGCAGCGCGGGUGGAAUUAUCGAAGUCAUGGGACACGAGAAUAACCACCUGCAUUUCACAUUCAGACUAUCCGCAGCGAAAAUAUGCAGACAAGAAUCAUAAAGUUGUCAGAGGUGAAAUGACAGGCCCUUGUCGAGAUAUGUGCUCCAAAGGUGUUUGUGUCUGAAGAUACCAUUAUGUGUAUACCAUUGUGUGCAUUAGUGUGUGUCGUUGAGAAUCAUAAAUCGGCUAAUAAAGGUUCUGAUACACAAAUUAUGGCGAAGGUAACAAUAAAGAGUUAGAGAUAGAAUUGUCGGAGUUCUAAAUAGAAGCAGUGACCUGUAGAACCAAUUAAUUAAGGCAUUCGGACGAUUACUUCCUGGUGAUGACAGUGGAUGGCGAUCACAGUCAAUCGCUACUUAACUGGAAUGGAGAAAUGAGAACGAAUGGACUCCAAACCAGUGUCUGAAUUUGAAUUUUUUCAUAGCAGGAACCUAAUGUUCUCUGACUCGAUAUCAAACAGUGUUGGAAGCUGAUUUGUAUUCAACUAAUCCCAAACAAGCACUGACUGACUCAAUAAAUAUCAUAAUUCGUAUCACGUCUGUCUGAUUCUACCCGAAUUUAUUGACAGCUGCACAUAUAACUAAUAGAAUAUUUUAUCUUAAAAAUGCAUUCCACUCAUCUUAAUGAAUGUCGAAAUGAAUGCUUUUCAUUGCAUUAUCAAGGCCUAGUGUUUAUCUCCACGUAGUCAUGUAUUUUUACAACAAGGCGGUUUCUGAAGUUUCAGGGCACAAAAACUGCGUUAGACCAUUUCUCAUUUGACUUCCUGGAAAUUAGUGCGACAAAGUGAUGCGUUACUGCCCUCUACGAACUCUUUAAAUAAGCAUCUACCUCAUGCAUAUUACCACCCAGUCGCAUAUAGCUGCUUUAAAGAGGAAUAUCUUUUCUUUUAAAAAAGGUCGUAAUCAAAAUUUGGAAAGCAGCGUCUGAGUGAACCCUCCACUGUGGUGUUAUGAAUUCUGAGUAGUUAAUUCAUAAACUAUCUUAUGUUUCUCACUUAAUCUCUGUGUCCGUAUGUUUGAAAAUCUAUUGUACCAUGAGACACGAUCAGGUUAUCAGAAUUAUGAAAAGCACAGGAAUUUCGGUUCCAUCUUGACUGUUUAGACUUUUGUUGAGGCUCCCUUGAUUCAUAUAUUUGCUUACACAACUUAUCUCUAUGCGAAUCCUGGCAAACACACAUCGAGUAUUAUCGAAGAGUGCUGUUCCGGUGCAAUACGACCCAACUUAUUGAACCGAAACACUGUCCUUUCUAUUAUGAAUGUCACAAUGUUUCAGCUUCACAUCAAGUCACUAUUCCUCAUUGCCAUGUGUUGCCUGUUGUUUUUGUAAUCAAUUACUUGAUUGUACGCCAUCAUUAUCUAUGUUAAUUGAUCUGAAAGCACACUUGUGGUUUCUAAGUGAAAAUAUUGUGAUGGUUGCAGAGUUGGAAAUUUGUUGGAAGACAUGCUGAAAAGUAUGAGACUUGACGACAGCUAUUCAGUGGUCAUCCAUUAGCACUUGAUCCUGAAAAGUCAACAAAUGUUUACCAGUAAAAUACUUUAUAUUACUUGAUGCAUUAAAAUUGUAGUCAAACGACUGAAGUAUGCGCUCUGUAAUAGCAGGUGUGCAUUUAAUUAGUAAUCUUAUAUGUGCCAGUCGUCAAAUGCAAUUUCAGAGUAGCAAACGCUGACCAUACGUGGUACUUUUCAUCUCUGAGUAUUAAUAUCUCUUAUGGUAUUUCGUAGUUGUGAGAAGCUUCGUCUAAAACAUGCAUUUCAUCCGAUUUUGACUCAUCUACAAUUAUGUCUAGAAGCUGUCAAAAAGCUUAAGUUGAUUAGUUUUGACUUCAUUCCAAUCUAUCAAAUGGUGGAAACAACGUAUGUAAAAUAAUUGACUGGUUUGAAAUUUGCACUACAACUCAAGUGUACAUUCCUAUGUUAGUAGUUUCAAAUUGAUUAGCGUUAUUCAUCCACUUUCAAAGUUUCACUUUCGACCAACCUCAUGAUCUAAUUAGGCAAUAACCGACUCUUAUUCUUAUUAAACUGAAACACAACAUCUACUUAUUUGUUCCAUUUUAUUAUUUCAGUAAAAACACCAGAUGGUAAGUAGUAAUAAAUCAGUAUGUAGAAAAUAUAAUUAUUUGAGACUAGAAGAAAUUGCUUAUUCAAAGAUUCGAAUCCUAUUAGAAUAAAUUCGACCACUGUUAUAAUGUUAAUAAACUGUUAGGUACUCUAUAUGAAUCUCAACAUCAAAGGUGAUUCUGCCACUGACACUAAAAAGGAGGAUAUCAAACGCUCUAAAGAGAACAUUCUUUACAUCAACGCUAAGACUAGUAUCCUCUUGUCGCCCAACGAUUUAUAACAACUCAAAGGAGAAACUUUCGCAUCUGAUCCUUUCUAUGUGCACAUAUUAAUUCACUCACUCUUAUGGAGCCAGGUAUAUAAGCCAUUCGACACAACUGUUAUCCAAAAGGUUUCAAGAACAUUAUCCUACGUGGUGACAAAGAGGUAACAGUGGAGCGAUAAGGAGUGUUAUAAUUGAACAUAUCGUGAACACAAAUCACACUAUCUCAAAAACCUCCUCCUUUAAAGUCAUUUAUAAAGUGAAAAGAAACCUCCCAAAGGAUGUAUAUCUUCGUAAUCUCUGCAUCGGCGAAGCUCUUGCCAUCCAAAUAGAGAAGCCUGAACUGUGUACACAAAAGAAGAUUGUUCAACCCCUUCUCUACCCCCGCCCCCCCACACUUUUUUCUUCUCAUCUUUCUGUUUCGACACCAUUCAUUUCCUAAGAAUGUGCUACUCAUUCUUGUUGCUAUGUUCUGCCUGAUCACAAUCCAGUUACCAAACUUCAUGUUCAAGCUUAUUUUGAUUAAUACUCACUACUCAUCAGUUUUUUAUUUUAAUCUUGAUGAUAACUCAUUUAUUGACACUAUUUGUGUUGUCAUGCUUGACAAACCGUUUUUAACUAUCAAGUCCUUAGACUAGAAAAAAAGUAUAAACUUGCGACUGUACAGCUUUGGAAAUGAAAUCACCGAAAAGGGACUCUUCACUGAAAUACUUGUUCUUCCAUCAAAUCAUUAUGGGUAUAUUUCACACAAACUAUUAGAUGACGAUGCUCACCAUCUAAUUGACAAUUAUUAGCAGAGGUCAUAUCAAUAAAUGUCACCUGUCAAGUGGUUGGUCACUGGUAAUCUUUGGGAAUUUCGAAAUCGGUCAGGAUAAACACAAUAUCUCACAGUCAUCACUACGGUAUAUGAGAAUGUGGAAGAUAAUAAAUUCACUUUAUGCGGGUGAUGCACAUAUCGUUUAACACAUCAGCUGUUGUCUGUGAAUAAGUGGAGAAAACUUUGGACUGAACCUUGGAAUGGAAAACACUUUAUGCAGUCCAACGGUAUCAUUUAAGAUUACAUCAACGUGAUAAGUUUGUUGUCUCUUUAAAAAGUGGAAUAAGUUACUACAUGAGUUGUGAAUAUCUACUGUUGAUGAGCGAACGUACGACAUCAAAGCAGUGUAUUAAGAUGAAUGUUUUGCAUUAUUUUUCAUUCUACAGUGUUUAAGUUUAUAUUUUUUGGUAGGUUAUCUGUUCUACAUUUUCGAAAUAUCUUUUCUACGAUUGCAGAAUAAAGUUCAUAUCCUCGUUUGUAUGUUUCUCAAUUUGUAAAACAGAUCUCACUAUAAAUUUGUGCAAAUAUGAGUCAUAAAUGAACUCACCUGCAGGCGGUUUAUGGUCGUGAUGAAAAUUUCACUUUGAAAUUACACCAUAUUUAUCUUCGAUACUUCCUUGAUAUUUGGUAGACAAAAAGUUUAUUCCGUUCUAAUUUCAAUUAAAGACAACCAGGUUUUGAUAUGCUGAUGUUUUGUUUCCUGGUUGUCUUCUUAUUGACAGUUUCCUGUUCUUUUGUAUCAAAGUGUAAAAUACAUAAAAAAUAAACUGUAUCUGCACAUAUUAGUGAGUGGCAUUGUGAAGAUACUUGUUUCUGAACUGGAAAGUUCAACAUGGCGCGUGCUUUUUCACCCGAACGUGUUGUGUAUAAGUAGGAAUUAGAAGUAUGUGGAAUGCAACAAACGUGAUAAAUUCGGUCACUUGACCUCUGUUCACACCUCACAGACUAGUGGAUUUUGCUGAUCACCAUUUCCAACUUAUUGAAUGCAUGAGUAUAUACUGUGAUUAACUUCUCAGCUUUGGCUGAUGAUGACCAGUCCCAUGUACCGGACAGGAUACAUAAAUAAAUUGAGGUACCUACUUAU
This is a messenger RNA of Heterobilharzia americana, 8132 nucleotides long. NCBI's taxonomy places the organism in Eukaryota, Metazoa, Platyhelminthes, Trematoda, Strigeidida, Schistosomatidae. The record is from the annotation of a GenBank genome assembly.